AUGAUAAAAUCAAGGAAGCAAUAUAAUGUAGUUAUUUUAAAUUCUAUAAGAGUACAAAGAGGAAAAUUUUUUAGUUUUAUGAAAAGUAAAUAUGGCCAAGAGGGAAUUGUGGAGAAGCGAAAUAAAAAUGAUAUGCAUAAGAUAACAAAAAUAUAUUUAAAAAAUGUAAAUAUGAAAAGUGAUAAUCAUAUAUAUGCUUGUGGUAAUAAAUGUUUUAGUCAUAUAUAUUAUAAUAAUAUAUACGAUUGUAGAAAUAAAUAUUAUAAUCGUAUAAAUCCUGGUAAUCAUAAACAUUUUAGUCAUAACAUUAAUAGUCGAGCUUAUAAGAAGUCUGUAUUUUAUGAAGAAGUUAAUGAGAAGAAUAAUUACGAGAAUAAUAUAAACUUAUUAAAUAUCAUAAAAAAUAGUAAAAUUGAAAAAUUCAAUAUCUAUGACUGCACACUUUUUUUAAAUUAUUUCAUUAAAAAUAAAAAAAAUAAAGAAUUUGAUAAAGAAUUAAAAGAUAGAAAUAAAAUAAAAUUAACAUCUUCAUUAUAUAAAGAAUCAAAUGAUAAAAUUCUAAAGAAUAUAUUAAAUUUCGAACCACAAAAUAUAUUUUUUUUCUUUAAUAAAUAUGCAGAAUUAAGAGAUAGAAAUAGUAUAGAAAUAUUAUUUGAACAUAUUAUACAUAAUCAUUUACAUUAUUUUUCUUUAUAUUAUUUAACGGAUAUUAUAUAUAAUAUAGCAAUACUUAAUUGUAAUUUUAAAAAUAAUCAAGACAACUUAAAUGAAUUUUUAAAUUAUGUUAUAUUUAAUGUUAUAAAAGAAAAUAAAAACAUUAAACAUUUUGAAAAAAAAAUAACCAAUAAAUUAAAAAUCUCAUUUGAUAUUAUACGUAAUGAUGAUAAAAAAAAAAAACCUAUAUAUAUUAAAAGUAUCGAGAAUAAUAAAGAAAAAAAAAAAAAUGAAAAAAGGAAUUUUUUACAAAAUAAUUUAAGUGAUAAAGGUACAUACAUAGUACUAACACACAAAAAUGAUAGCAGCAUCAUGAACGGAAAGAUGAACUUGGGCAUGAUAAAAAAUGACAACAACAAUAAUAUUAAUAAUAAUAAUAAUAAUAAUAAUAAUAAUAAUAAUAAUGAAAAUAAUAACAAAUCCAAAUUUAGUAUUAAUACAUUAUCAAAUGUUAUGUUAUAUAAAUUAAUAUAUAGUCUGGCAAAGAUUAAACAUAACGAGACAUGUAUUAAAGAAUUAUUCAUUUUAUUAAUUCCUUAUAUUAGGUACUUAAUUCAAAAUAAAAAUUAUAUAUAUUCAAAAGAUAGAAAUGAUGUUAUUGUGAAAAUUAUUUGGUCUUUUGCCUUCUUGAAAAUUAGAGAUAUUCAUUUAUUUGUAGACUUUUCCAUAAGCAUACAACUAAUACUACAUGAUUUAAAAUUACAAUAUCUCAAAAUAAUUAAAAAGAUCUAUGAAAAUCUAUUAAUAUUUGAUGAAGCCUUACUAGAUAAACUAGAUUCCAGAAUUAACCAAAUCGAAGAAAAUGCUCCUCAACAAUUUUCUUACCCAAGGAAAAAGCAAUUCAAAAAAAAAAAAAAAAGAAUUCACAUUGGAGAUGAAAUCAAAUUUGACAGGGAAAAGAAAUAG
Plasmodium reichenowi is the source of this 1620-nucleotide messenger RNA. RefSeq lists its product as hypothetical. Lineage: Eukaryota; Apicomplexa; Aconoidasida; Haemosporida; Plasmodiidae. The record is from RefSeq and is a predicted model, not a curated record. The transcript has a single exon. Bases 1 to 1620 code for a protein of 539 amino acids.